Molecule: messenger RNA, 1141 nt
Organism: Suillus clintonianus
Lineage: Eukaryota; Fungi; Basidiomycota; Agaricomycetes; Boletales; Suillaceae
Exons: 5
Coding region: 84-1124 (346 amino acids)
Source: RefSeq, a predicted model, not a curated record
CUUUGGUAAAAGAUGCUUUCUGACGAGAGGCUGCAGCUGAACUAGCACAGUUGAGCGAAGAAUUGCAAGCGCAGCGAGAUACAAUGACAAGGCUACGAGAGGAUAACCGCAAAAUCCAUUCCGACUAUGACGAGCUGCAGCUAAGAUUCGAUGACGAGGUGUACAACGGAGGCGCCUGGAACCGGGAGAAAGAUCGGAUGGAAACAAAGAUCGCCGAUCUAACCAAAGCUUUUGAAGCAUCGACUGUUGCUCAAUCCGACCAGCAAGCGCAGAUCGUGUCACUUCACUCGCAAGUUCGGGAGCUUCGAAGCGUUCUCAAUGAUGCUGAGGCAGACCGAGCGAUGCUACAGAAGGCGCGCCGCUCUUUGCAAGCAGAGCUUGAAGGCAUCAAGCUUGACCACGUUGAUGCAACGAAGAUGACUUCAGAUCGAGAACUACAGAAGCUGCAGCUGAAGAAACAAGAUCUUGAGCGAUCUCUGGAGGAACAAGAAGAUCGCGUAGCUAUGGCCUUUGAACGCCUCAAGAGAGCUGAGGCGCACGCCAACGAAAGUCAGCUGGAACUUGAUCGGACCCGCGUCGAGAACACCGAGCUCGACAGAAUAAAUGCACAGCUGGAGGGGCAGGUCAAAGACCUAAACGUCCGCGUCGUUGACCUUGAGACGAAGUCAUAUGCAAAUUCCCCUCACCCAUCCUCCACUGUCAGGCAGUUGCAGAGCCGUAUUGAUGAACUCACUAAUCAACUCAAGCAAGCAUCAAGCGAGAAAGUCGACUCCAACCGCUUGCAUAGCUCUGACAAGGCAAUUCGCGACAUACAACUGCAGUUAGCUGAAAGCGAAAGGCACCAUAUCAAAUUGGAGGACGAGCGAAAAAUCUCUGAAGGUCAAAUAACUUCGCUCCGACAGACGCUAGACAAAGUUCAAACGAGGGAGAGUGAACUUGAGCGCGUGAAACGUCGCCUGGAGCGAGAGGCCGUGGAUUCCAAGCAGGCAGUGCUGAACCUGCAACGUGAAGUGGAACGACUACGCGCUCGCAUUAAUCGACCAAUGUCAGUCGUUAGUGAUGGAGGCUCUACCCUUGCAGGAUCAAGCGUCUCGACGGGAUCACCCCGCAAAGCAGCUCCAUAGCGUUCAAAUGUUCAUCA